AGGAUGUGACGUUGCCGGAAGUCCUCGUGUUGUCUUCCGGGUGUUUUCACGUGGACCAGCGGGCAGAGAACCACCGAAGAUCCACGCGCUCCAAACGCCAACAUGACACAACUAGACAACGUGACGAGGCCCAAGUCUCAGCGCUCCAAGCGUUUCCUGGAGGGCCGGGCGCCGAAGAUAGCAGAGAACGUGAAGAACGCCAUGAUCAUGAAGGGAGGAAACACCAGCGAGACCAUCACCAACGCCCUCAAAGACCUGUAUGCUCUGAAGAAGCCCAACGCAGUCCUCUACAAAAAGAAGAACAUCACACGGCCUUUCGAAGACUCCACAUCGCUGGAGUUCUUCUCCAAGAAGACGGACUGCUCUCUCUUCGUCUUCGGGUCUCAUAACAAGAAGAGGCCAAACAACUUGAUAUUCGGGCGUCUGUUCGAUUUCCACGUGCUGGACAUGAUGGAGCUCGGCAUUGAGAAGUACACGGGCCUCAUGGACUUCAAGAACAGCAAGUGUCCCGAGGGGACCAAGCCCAUGCUGGUGUUCGCCGGCGACGCCUUCGACGUGGACCACGAGCUCCGGCGCCUCAAGAGCUUAUUCAUCGACUUCUUCAGAGGCAUGGCGGUACCGGCCGUGAGACUGGCUGGCCUGGAGCACAUCCUGCACAUCACAGCCCUGGAGGACAAGAUCUACCUGCGGAGCUACAGGUCUCUGCUGAAGAAGUCCGGCUGCCGCACGCCUCGCAUCGAGCUGGAGGAGAUCGGACCGGCGUUUGACUUUGUGGUGAGAAGGACCCACAUGGCGUCUGAAGACCUGUACAAGACGGCCCACCGGCAGCCCAAGGUUCUGAAGGCUGGUAAGAAGAAGAACAUCUCCCACGACGUCUUCGGCACCAAGUUCGGUCGUCUGCACAUGCAGAAGCAGGAUCUCGGCAAGCUGCAGACCCGCAAGAUGAAGGGACUGAGGAAGAGGAGGGGUCCUGUACCGGCAGAGGGCGAGGAGACAGAAGCUAAAGCCCCCAAAACAGAGAGUGCUGACCCUGACCCCGACCCUACCCAGUCCUAAAGCCUCCAGUACACAGUCAUGACCCUGACCCUGACCUAAAGCCUCCAGUACACAGUCAUGACCCUGACCCUGACCUAAAGCCUCCAGUACACAGUCAUGACCCUGACCUAAAGCCUCCAGUACACAGUCAUGACCCUGACCUAAAGCCUCCAGUACACAGUCAUGACCCUGACCCUACCCAGUCCUAAAGCCUCCAGUACACAGUCAUGACCCUGACCCUGACCUAAAGCCUCCAGUACACAGUCAUGACCCUGACCCUGACCUAAAGCCUCCAGUACACAGUCAUGACCCUGACCUAAAGCCUCCAGUACACAGUCAUGACCCUGACCCUCACCCUGACCUAAAGCCUCCAGUACACAGUCAUGACCCUGACACAACCUCAAGCCUCCCAUACAGAGUCCUGACAAUAACCCUCCCCGAGCUAAAGCCUCCCACAGAGUCCGAACCCGAGUAGCACCAUAUGAAUCCCCCAGAUGGUUGACUCUUUAGAUGAAGAGAUUGAUCGAUCACGUGUGUGUGUCAGGAUCGAUGGAUCGAUGAUUUUCUAUUCAUAUGUUGUUACUAUCUGUUUUCUGUAAUAAAUAUGUUGUAACUUCAUAAA
Messenger RNA from Gadus morhua (Atlantic cod), 1657 nucleotides. RefSeq names its product ribosome production factor 2 homolog (gene rpf2). Bases 103 to 1056 code for a protein of 317 amino acids. The record is from RefSeq and is a predicted model, not a curated record. The transcript has 10 exons. Gene Ontology annotation, cellular component: nucleolus. Gene Ontology annotation, molecular function: rRNA binding. Gene Ontology annotation, biological process: maturation of LSU-rRNA from tricistronic rRNA transcript (SSU-rRNA, 5.8S rRNA, LSU-rRNA); ribosomal large subunit assembly. NCBI's taxonomy places the organism in Eukaryota, Metazoa, Chordata, Actinopteri, Gadiformes, Gadidae.